Messenger RNA from Delphinapterus leucas (beluga whale), 1858 nucleotides. The record is from RefSeq and is a predicted model, not a curated record. Lineage: Eukaryota; Metazoa; Chordata; Mammalia; Artiodactyla; Monodontidae.
UCACGGAAGGUGUGAGCUCUCGCCGUGCCAGGCACUGAGAAUACAGCUGUGAGCAAAACCAGGCUGCAUCCCUGCCCUCAGGGGGCGCGCAUUUGGCGCCCAAGAGCUCCUAAACUGAGGUGCUGAUGCGGGCCCGGCUGAACGACACGCUCCGGACACGCUGAGGAUGAUGCGGCUGACGAGGAGGCCUCCCGGCUUUGCGGGGAUGCUGCGGCUCAUCCAGAAGACCGAGGCCUGGGAGGCCGGCCCGGCUAGCAGGGAGCACUUCCCAGGGCAGGAAGAGGCCCGUGUGGACGUUGGAGUCCUGGCAGCAGCCGCCCAGGCCGCCGCGGCCCAUGAGGCCAUCACCGCAGGUACCACUGCACAUGGCACCAAGGCCUCCCCGGCCGGUGAAGAUGCCACCGCCCAGGCCGCCCGUUCCAAGGAAGGGAGCGCCGAGGACCACCCGGCACGUGAGGAGGCCAGUGGGGCAGUUGCCGGCACUGCCAAGGCUGGUGAGGCGGGCCCUGAAGACCAUGGUGCCGCCAGGGCAGCCCCUGAAGACCAUGGUGCCGCCAGGGCAGCCCCUGGCCCUGGGGAGACCAGCAAGGCGUCCGCGGCCACUCAGGAAGAUGGAAGUGCUGCCGCCCCUGCGGGCCUAGGUCAGGCAGUUCCCUCAGAUGCCCCCAGAGUCCCCAUGCCUGGCCUUAUGGGCAGUGCUUCCCCGGUGGCCCCAGGAGGUCCUGGCUGGGAGCCAGAGGGCCUCGCCCAGGCAGGAGGCCAGGAGGCCGAGGAGAGCCCCGAGGAGGGGCUCAAGCCCAUCCCAGAAGAGCCGGGAAAUGAGGACGGGGCUGCAGAGAUGAGCCCCCCGGGGUCCACCUCGGGCCAGUAGGCUCAGCAGGUCCCGGGGCCCCCAGGCUUGGAGGCAGGGGGAGGCCAGGCCUGGCAGCCUACUGGCCCCAUAUUAGGGGCUACUCAAGGUGCCUGGGCCUCCCUCCUGAGAGGGGACCCCUAUUCAUCAUCCCCUGGGGCAGGUUGCUCCCUGUACUGGCAAGCCCAAAUGUGUCCCUCUAGGCCCCAGAGGGACCCAGGUGUCAAGGAACCCCCCAGCCCCCGCUCCCCUCCCCCCAACACACACACCCUAGCCAUCGCCCCCCCGCAGAGCCCUGAGGUGCGCCACGUGCCAGCCAAGGCUCUGGUCUCUGUGGGCCAGUGUCGUGAGCUCAACGUGUGCUUUCUGGGCAUAGAUUCAGGCCCAGCGCUGCCUGUUGUUGUGGAAAUGUGCGUGUGUUCCCCUCUGAGCAGUUCCCCCAACCCCUGCGCGGCGUGGAGACCCCGAGCCCAGUCCCAGGAGCCGGCGCGAAGGACGGGAUGGACGAGGUCAGAGCCAGCACCCAGCCCAGGACCUGGGAUCCCACCUGGGACCUUGGGAAGGAAGACCUUGACCGUGGCUGCAGGAGGUCUGCGGGAGGCCCCCAGGGCUUGGGUUCUGCCGGGCCACCCCGUUGUUCCUCGGGACUCCACGUCCCCGGCUCGGUGGCGCGCGCCCUGCUGUGGGACUGUCCUGUGCCCGCCAUCGGGCAGGGCCGGGUCCCGGGCAUGUGGGCCAGAAAUGGAGGGUCUGCCCUGGGGGGAGCGGGCAUGGCCGGCGCCCAUCUUCCUGGCGAGACGCCACCCGCGGGGCCCUCAGGAAGGGAGACUGUGGGGAGACGGAGGGCCGCCGGGUGGGGUGUAGCGGAGGCACCUUUUGGAGGACCCUGGGGGGGGGGCCGGGACCCGUGGGCUCCGGUGGCCGUUAGAAGUUUCUCUGUGUGUUGUUAUGCCCUCUGUUCAAUGGUUUCAGUCAAUGUUUCUGUUUAAUAAAUUUCCCUGAACGUUU